Aricia agestis (brown argus) is the source of this 1194-nucleotide messenger RNA. Its product is annotated as aldose reductase-related protein 2-like. NCBI's taxonomy places the organism in Eukaryota, Metazoa, Arthropoda, Insecta, Lepidoptera, Lycaenidae. The transcript is spliced from 6 exons. Gene Ontology annotation, molecular function: oxidoreductase activity. The record is from RefSeq and is a predicted model, not a curated record. Bases 138 to 1115 code for a protein of 325 amino acids.
UACCGCAGGGUCGCCGGUCGCAGUACAGAGAGAGCAGUGCACGGAGAGUGCGGCCUCAACAAACUAUACCUUUAUCAUUCCAAUUAAUAAAAUCAAAAUAUUAAGCCUUUUCUUACUUAGAUUAGAGAAUAUCAACAAUGUCAGUACCAAAGUACAUAACCUUGGCCGGCGGGGACAAGAUGCCGAGGCUGGGAUUCGGAACCUGGCAGGCAUCCGAAAGUGAGGUAGAAGACGCGGUGACGGCCGCUCUAGAGGCGGGGUACAGGCACAUAGACACGGCCGCGGCCUACGAAAACGAGAAGGCUAUCGGUCGCGCACUGAACCGGUGGAUCGGAAACGACCCUGACAGGAGGAAGGAGCUAUUUGUUGUCACUAAACUACCGCCCUCAGGUAAUAGUGUCAAGCACGUCGAAGAGUUCUUCGCAGCGUCUCUCGCAAACUUAGGACUUGAAUAUCUCGACCUGUACCUUAUUCACACUCCGUUCGGGUUUGAAUACGUGCCCGGCGACCUGCAUCCCAAGAACCCUGAUGGUAGCAUGAAGUUCGAUUUUACUACCGAUCUGAUGGCUGUUUGGAAGGAGCUCAUAAAAAUAAAGGAGUCCGGUCGCGUCCGCCACAUCGGGGUGUCCAACAUGAACGAGGAGCAGAUAAACCGUUUCACCAAACUGUACAAACCGGAAUGUUUACAAAUAGAGAUCAACGUGACAUGCCAGCAAACGUCCUUGGUGGCCGAGGCGAAACGACUGGGCAUUCCCGUCGUCGCCUACUCGCCGCUCGGCUCGCGGGCCAUGGCUCAAGUACUAGCUGCCAAGACUGGUCGUGAGUAUCCGAACUUGCUGGAGUUGCCAGAGGUGAAAAGUAUUGCAACGGCGCAUUCACGAAGUUCGGCCCAAAUCUUACUGCGCUACCUGCUGCAGUGCGGAGUCGCCGCCAUCCCUAAGAGCACCUCACCUAAACGGAUCAAAGAGAAUAUAUCUGUCUGGGACUUGGAGCUGAGCGACAGUGAGAUGGCGGCGCUGCGCGCGCUCGACCGCGGCGACGACGGGCGCAUCUGCGACUUCAGCUUCUUCCCUGGCGUUGAGAAACAUCCAGAAUUCCCCUUCAAGAGACACUAAAUUAACGAACAUUUACCUAAUUUUUAAUGAGUAUUGUUAAAUAAUAAUCGGAUUUGAUAUUAAACAUACUUCCAUCCGU